Messenger RNA from Aspergillus calidoustus, 2910 nucleotides. The record is from the annotation of a GenBank genome assembly. Lineage: Eukaryota; Fungi; Ascomycota; Eurotiomycetes; Eurotiales; Aspergillaceae.
GUAGGAACAAUCAUUUGAGUCGGGCGCCCGGUCGCACCUGCUGGAAGACUGGAUUGAAGGGGUGCCACUGGAUGCCACCUGAGCCCACUGCAGGUUUCAAGACUUCGGAAUCCAUUAUUCGCUGCGACCACGAGGCCGCUAUAAUCCGCUAUAAACAAAGCAGGAUAUCUCAAUUGGAAACCCUUCAGUUGAUCGCGAGUUACUGCCUUGCAUCCAUCACUUUGAUCAGUGCUAACUGGAUCCAAGUCUCAAAGAGUCUCCUUGCAUCUUUGCAUCGGUCUCUGCUAUUUCGAUGGCUUGUGACGUCACUUUAUACGCGAGCUGCAUAGCCACACUGGCAGAGCCAAUAAGACGAGCCCAGCUGGCGGCCGUUUGAUGAGCAUGGCCAGUCAAAGGAAAGAUUUCGCAUCCCCUGCUGAGGUGCAAGCGCCUCUGAUCCAAGAUUCUUGACAUGGUAUGCCAAGAUGGGCAAAGCUUCGCCAUGAAAUCUUAGCGGCGAUCAGAGCGUUUUGGAGUCUGCACGAGGCCGAUCAAGCAAAACAAUGCGAUUCCAGGCUCUGAUGAAGUUUGAUGUCAGGGAAUUUUUAGAAUGACGAAGUUUGGCUUGCUGGCAGGCUCUCUCCGCACCAAGUGCUUUUUUGAUUUUUGGCUCUUCAAGGUUCGCCUGGGCAGACACUUUUGAGUUUCCUUUGAUCGUCCAAAUUAUUAUUUGUCCGUUUCCUGUAAAAAUCUCUCAACAACGUGUCCCACACCAGCGGAACCCCUAGCCCCUUUUCUGAUUCACCUUUUGCAAGUUGCACCUCCCCAGCCUCGUCUUUCCUUUUGAGUGCAACGAGCUCCAGGCUGCAACAUAACCAAGAGUUACCCCAGGCUAAGUCUUUCAGCCACACUUGUCCAUCAGGCGCCUCAAAAGGGUCCAGUCAGAGUAUAGCCGUGAGUUAACCGUCCUAUCAAGAUGCGUGAGUAUAGAUUUCACCAUUAUCUUUUCAUUUUCUGAUUACCGUCAGAUAUCUACAAAAGUCAAGCCCGAAGAUCCGCAUGGUACGACCAUGAAGGCGAACCAACAACCCAUAAUCCAUUCAAGAAGUUUCGCAGACGCCCACGACGGACGAGUUCUAUCCAGCUUGAGAACCGAUUAACGCAAUUUCCCACUGCCGGCGCGAUAGCCCCUUCGGAACAGAUACAGCGCAACAGGGAAAUGAGAGAAGGGCUAGAGGGACCGACUCACGCAGACACGUUUCCCACGCGACCCACGACCACAGACACAGCUCGGCCUGAAAGCACUCUGGAAAAAGUUGAGCCGGAGCCGUCGAUGCGCAGCAAUGAGCCGAUCAACGUAUCGAACCGUGACCAAUCUGAAAGCGAAUCCAGCAGCAAGCCUAGAAAGAGAAAGAGAUUCCUAGGGCUUGGAAAUCGGUCCGGGGGGGAAGGGAUUGAAGCGUCGGCAGCAGAUGCACCGGUUGAUAAGCAAAAGUUUACUGCCGUGGGGCAGUUCAAAGCUACUGUCUUGAACUCAUGGAUCAACGUCUUGCUUCUUGCAGCGCCUGUUGGAAUUGCGUUGAACUAUGUCGAUGUUGACCCAGUCGCUGUCUUUGUGGUCAACUUUAUCGCCAUCAUCCCAUUGGCAGCCAUGCUGAGCUACGCCACCGAGGAAAUAGCAUUACGAACUGGAGAGACAAUUGGCGGGUUGUUGAAUGCCAGUUUCGGAAACGCGGUCGAACUGAUUGUGGCCAUUAUUGCCCUGGUCCAUGACGAAACGCUCAUUGUACAGACUUCUCUGAUCGGAAGUAUGCUCUCCAACCUUCUCCUCGUUCUAGGCAUGUGCUUCUUCUUCGGUGGCGUAAACCGCCUCGAACAACACUUCAACCCCGUCGUAGCGCAGACAGCAGCUAGCCUUCUUGCUCUGUCAGUAGGGUGCUUGAUCAUCCCAACGGCUUUUGACGCCUGGUCCGAUGCCAAUACGUCGAAGAUUGCACAACUUUCUCGAGGCACUAGUAUCAUGAUGUUGGUCGUGUACGGAUGCUACCUCUUCUUUCAACUCAAGUCACACACAGAUAUCUAUAAUGCUCCAAGUCAAAAGUCUGAGAAGAGACGCCAGAAAGUGUCAGAAGGCGACGCCAGCCGGGGCAUCGCACAGAUUGGUCACAUGUCUGCGGCGAUGGCUGGCUCGCAUCAAGUGUCCAUGCAGAAUCCGGAUGAUGAGGUUGAAGAGCCGCAGCUCAGUGUGUUCGUGGCUAUACUGACACUAUGCAUCUCUACGGCUUUUGUUGGGAUCUGCGCAGAGUUCAUGGUUGAUUCGAUCGACGCUCUGACGGAGGAAGGCAGUGGUAUCUCAAAGACAUUUGUCGGUCUGAUUCUACUCCCCAUUGUCGGUAAUGCGGCCGAGCACGCUACGGCGGUGACGGUAUCGAUCAAGGACAAGAUGGACUUGGCUAUUGGAGUUGCAGUGGGUUCAAGCAUGCAGAUUGCACUGUUGGUGCUACCACUUAUUGUAGUGCUCGGCUGGAUUAUGGGCAAAGAUGAUAUGACACUCGACUUUGACGCCUUUCAAGUGAUCCUGCUCUUCGUAUCCGUGCUACUGGUCAACUACCUCAUCGCCGACGGAAAGUCGCACUGGCUCGAAGGCGUCCUCUUGAUGAUGAUGUAUUUGAUUAUAGCACUAGCUGCUUGGUUCUAUGGUUGAUCGACUCAAACCGCCUAUUCAUUCCUCUUUCUUAUUUUCUACGUUGGCUUCUUGAUAGACAAGACAAUACUGAGCCCAGGACGAGACAUUGAUCAAUUUAAAUUGUACUGGGAUUUUAUAUUGCGACUGCUAUUUAUUACUCCUUCCCUCUGCUCUUCAAACGCCCAGGUAGAUUGGUGGCUAAACAGCAACCGGCAACUGUAGCUAAGUGGACGGGAAUUUCUCCG